Molecule: messenger RNA, 2190 nt
Organism: Ilex paraguariensis (yerba mate)
Lineage: Eukaryota; Viridiplantae; Streptophyta; Magnoliopsida; Aquifoliales; Aquifoliaceae
Source: the annotation of a GenBank genome assembly
AUGGGCAGACCUGUUAGCCUAGCGCGGCUUUGGGGCAUGGUUCGGGCGGGCCUGCCACAUGCAUGCCGCAUUGUGGCUGGUGUGCAGCCCGAUAGAAAUAAACCAUGGUUUUUACUCGCUAGGCUGGGAUGGAUUGGCCCAAUUAAGACCCAUGGCACUCCAUCUGCCAAAGAGUCCCUCAUCUACAGUUACCAGAGGAGUUUCAAUGGAUUUGCAGCCAAGCUAACAGAUGAAGAAGCUGCAAGGCUUUCAGAAAUGGAAGGAGUCAUUUCAGUGAUGCCAAAUCACAUGCUACAACUGCAUACUACCAGGUCCUGGGAAUUCAUGGGUCUCGGUCAAGGCAAUCAUGGAGGUUCUGAGGGAGACGUCAUCGUUGCUCUUUUAGACACUGGUAAAGAUAUGGGUGUUUGGCCAGAAGCUGAUAGCUUCAACGACAAAGGUUUUGGCCCUCCACCAGCUAAAUGGAAUGGGACAUGCCAAGGCCAAAAUUUCACCUGCAACAACAAGCUCAUUGGAGCAAGGUUCUACAACAGCAUGAACUACUAUGAUAUUACGGACUUCAAAUCCCCUAGAGACUCCAUAGGACAUGGUACCCAUACUGCCUCGACCGCGGCCGGUCGGGAGGUCACCGGAGCAAGCUACCUGGGGCUAGCUCAAGGUGUAGCAAGAGGAGGAGUGCCCAAUGCAAGGAUUGCAGUUUACAAAGUCUGCUGGUCUUUUGGGUGUGCACUUGCAGAUAUUCUUGCAGGAUUUGAUGAUGCAAUUGCAGAUGCUGGAAAUUCGGGUCCUUGGCCCGUGUCAGUCUCCAACUUUGCACCUUGGUCUCUUACUGUUGCUGCCAGCACCAUUGACAGAAGAUUUGUUGCUCAGGUGGUGCUUGGCAAUGGACAAGUUUUCACAGGAAUGUCUGUUAAUAGUUUCGACCUCAACGGGACCUCGUAUCCAUUGAUCUGGGGAGGAGAUGCAGUUAACUAUACAAUUGGUUCUAAUCCUGAUAUUUCAAGCUAUUGCGUAACUGGUGCUAUGAAUUCUUAUAUAGUGAAAGGAAAAAUUGUUUUCUGUGAAACCCUUUGGGAUGGUUCUGGCAUUCUUAUGGCUAAUGGUGUGGGUACUAUAAUGGCUGAUUCAGUCUUCUCCGAUUUUGCCUUCAAUUAUCCAUUGCCAGCAACAUUGAUCAGCACAGAAGAUGGUGUCAGAGUUUUGGAUUACAUUAGAACAUCAGACAAUCCGAUUGCAACAAUUCUGGUUACUGAUCCAUGGAAGGAUAUCACGGCUCCUAUGGUUGUUUCGUUCUCCUCCAGAGGACCCAGCCCUUUCUCCCCCGACAUUCUCAAGCCUGAUAUCACUGCCCCUGGUGUGGACAUACUUGCUGCCUGGUCUCCUGUGGCACCACCUUCCAUCUACUGGGAUGACACUAGAAGUGUCAAAUACAACAUAAUCUCCGGCACCUCCAUGUCUUGCCCUCAUGCUAGUGGUGCCGCUGCUCUCGUAAAGGCUAACCACCCCAAUUGGUCUCCUGCUGCCAUCAAGUCCGCUCUCAUGACAACUGCAACUGUAAUUGAUCCAAGGAAGCAUGAGGACCUUGAAUUCGCUUAUGGUUCUGGUCAGAUCGACCCACUUGCUGCAGUGAACCCUGGGCUUGUCUUUGAUGCCUCCGAGGUAGAUUACAUUAACUUCCUCUGCAAGCAGGGCUAUAACACAACCACCCUCCGACUUGUCACCGGGGACAACAGUGUAUGCAACAGUACAGAGCCUGGGAGAGCUUGGGAUCUUAACUAUCCGUCGUUCUCACUGUACGUGGAAGACGGUCAGCAGAUCGCCGGUGUCUUCACAAGGACAGUGACCAAUGUAGGUGCUGCAGACUCAACUUACACAGCUAUCAUGCACAUGCCUCCAACUAUAAAUGUUUCGGUGGAGCCAUCAACCUUGUCAUUCUCUGCUCUUGGAGAGACAAAAUCGUUCACAGUGAAGGUCACUGGCCCGACCAUUUCACAGCAGCCGAUCAUCUCGGGUGCCAUUACAUGGCAAUCUGGAGUCUAUUCUGUGAGAACACCACUUGUGGUUUACAACUACAUCCCUGGGGCUCCCUAUAACCUUGACUCCGCCCAGACCCUCUCCAUGACUGAGAAGAAGCCAACUUUCAGAGGUUCUUCCGUAUAUCACAAAAAUGGAAUUUUUGGACGCAACUAA